Molecule: messenger RNA, 1506 nt
Organism: Drosophila ficusphila
Lineage: Eukaryota; Metazoa; Arthropoda; Insecta; Diptera; Drosophilidae
Gene: Rsbp15
Product: fibrous sheath CABYR-binding protein
Exons: 4
Coding region: 114-1397 (427 amino acids)
Molecular function (GO): protein binding
Source: RefSeq, a predicted model, not a curated record
UUUGAAAAUAUAUUUUAGAACUGCCUCAUUUCCCAAUUUACACAAUCUACCAAGCCAAGCAAUUGCCUGUUCAAAAUUAUAGAAUUUUUGCAAUAUACCUAUUGAGUAUCGAAAUGAAUUAUUUGAUACAACGCGGUAAGGUGCGCCAACAGGCGAUAAAUGUGCCGGAGGGUCUGCCAGAACUUCUAUCUGAUAUUACUCGCGAGGUUUUAAGGUGCCAACCGACGAAGGAGUGUCUCUGCCAGUUCAUCAUUGAUUAUCUCCACUCUGUUAUUGUGACCAGGGAAAAGGCUUUGGUGGCCAAGACCAUUUUGGAAAGGGCUCUUCGCCAAGUGGACAGCAUAAUAUCGGAUCUCUGUGUAUGCGAUCUGUCCAAGGAAAAGUCCGAGUUGAUGGGCCAGGUUUUGGAGGACUGUUUCCGCAACUUCCUCGAAAAGCGUCGCUGUGAGAUGCGUCGCGGAAAGCAGGCGAUAAACUUCGAGGACGUGGACAUCCUGGAGGAGCUGCUGCUGAAGUGCAAGUUCUCCGAUGAGGAACUCAGCAUGUCGCGUCCAGCGAUCGAAAGUGCCUACAAGCGCUUCGUGGAGGCCUACAUGUCAGCGGAACGAGGCGCCGAUGGAACCGAGCUGCUUUACCAGUACUUCCGAGAUCGGGAACUAAAGCGAAUUAAUGAGGCGAUGCGCGAAAAGGCGGCCAUCACAAUUCAGUCGGCGUGGCGUGGAUACUGGGUGCGCCUCCAGUUCCCGCAGGAAGUUUGCAUCUGCACUUGCGCUGAUAAGAAAGAGGAUGACGAGGAAGAGGAGCGAAGGCAGCGGGCAGCUAGUAUUAUUCAGAGAUUCUUCCGCAAGGUCAUGUUGCGUGCUGCCACCAAACCCAUCGCAGAUCCUUGUGCGGAACCUACGGAUGCAACGGAGCCUUCAGAGGCCACCACUUCGCCGGAUGCAACGAAGAGUGGCCUUACUGAUGUGGAUAUAACGACGGCGAGCUCUGCUCCCGGAGCAGCUUCCGUUCCUGCAACAGCUCCUGCCACUGCUCCUGCCACAGCCCCUGCAACAGCUCCUGGAACUGCUCCUGGAACUGCUCCUGGAACUGCUCCUGGAACUGCUCCUGUAACUGCCAAAACAUCGGAGACCGGUUUGGCAGAGCCAGAAGUACCGCCUGCUGAAGGUCCACCAGCGGAAGAACCAAAGGCAGCCGAAGCUCCUGUGGAGGAGGCACCACCUGCUGAUGCGGCUGAAGAGCCUGCAGCAGCACCACCGGCAGAAGAAGCGGAACCACCACCACCACCACCUCCCGAAGAAGAGGCUGCACCACCGCCCGCUGAGGAACCCGCUCCACCGGAGGAAGCCGCACCACCACCCGCCGAAGAAGCACCCGCUGAAGAGGCAGCCGAGUAGAUUCAACCACACUACAUUUAUUAGUUAUCUCUUAGUUGUUAAAUUGAUUUUGCCAGCAAGUGAGUAAAUAGAUCUGGAAGGGCUUAAGUCCACAGCCCUUGCUAUUCCA